AUGGUGUCCGUCUUUGUGCCCAUCCUCUACCUAGUCGUUCUCAUUGGCGGUCUAGGCACCUUUUCUUACUACUACCGCAAACGUCUCCUCAAACAAAGCGCAGAAUCAAAGACCUUGAUGGAAGAAUGGUUCCCACAGCACAUCACAAGAGACAUUUACUACUCCCUGCAAAACAUGGUUGAUGACGAGCAAACACCUACUCCAAAGGACGGUACUAACGGCGGCGUAACGAGCGGUAUGCUCAAAUCUGCAUUACUGCUACGUGCAGUGGAAGACAUUAAACGCCUACAAUCCGUUCAAGCACGUCGCGCAGCCCUCAAUCUACUCAUGCAACGCGGUGCUUCUGCUGGUGCUGGUGAUUUCGCAUCUCGUUUCGCACAGCUGGAAGAAGAGAUGAAGGCGGAAGUGGUUGAUGUGGCUCAAGAGGCAGAAGCCCUACAACCAGGUUGGAAUGCCAUCAUUUUCGCAACGGCGAGUGAGAUGGUUGCGAAUGAAAAGUCAAGGAUGCGAUUAGGCCAGAUUAUGCCAAUGGCGAAGCAAGAGCGUGCAGAGUGGGAAGCUGCGCAGGCUGGAUUGAAGGAG
Molecule: messenger RNA, 582 nt
Organism: Protomyces lactucae-debilis
Lineage: Eukaryota; Fungi; Ascomycota; Taphrinomycetes; Taphrinales; Protomycetaceae
Product: Sec62/63 complex, subunit Sec66
Exons: 1
Biological process (GO): post-translational protein targeting to membrane, translocation
Cellular component (GO): Sec62/Sec63 complex
Source: RefSeq, a predicted model, not a curated record